GUCCUUAGUAACGCCUAGCAACGGGACCACAGUUGAUAAACAAGUGGCCAUCUAGCCUUUCUUGUUCUCUUCCUUUACACUUUGCUAGCUUUUGAGUUUAUAUAGAGCAAUGCCAGAGACACUUCCACUCGUGGGAGACUAUCGAGUUGUAGGUGCCAUGGGAGAAGGAACCUUCUCGGAAGUACUCAAGUGUCAGAGUCUUCUCGACGGUAAACUGUACGCCUGCAAGAAGAUGAAACAAAAAUACAGCAAUAUGACACAAGUCAAUAACCUGAGGGAGAUUCAAGCACUUCGGAGACUUAAUCCUCAUCCAAACGUCAUAGAACUAAAAGAAGUAAUCUUUGACAGACAGACUGGCACGCUAUCUUUAAUAUGUGAACUGAUGAAUAUGAAUAUUUACGAGCUUAUUAAAGACCGGAGGUCAUAUCUACCAGAAGCACGCGUUCGUUUGUAUACGUAUCAAUUAUGCAAGUCACUGUAUCACAUGCACAGGAAUGGUAUAUUUCACAGAGAUGUCAAGCCAGAGAACAUACUAAUAAAAGAUGAUCUACUAAAAUUAGCUGAUUUUGGUUCAUGCAAGAGUAUGUAUUCAAAACUCCCUUUCACAGAGUACAUAUCAACUAGAUGGUACAGAGCACCAGAGUGUCUGCUAACUGACGGACACUAUGGACACAAGAUGGACAUGUGGAGUGUUGGAUGUGUCCUUUUUGAAUUAAUGAGUCUCAGACCGUUGUUUCCCGGAUCAAAUGAGUUGGAUCAGAUAUCAAAGAUACACGAUGUUGUUGGUACUCCUUCCUCGCAAGUCCUGGACAAAUUUCGUAAAAUUCAGUCUAAAAGUAUGGAUUUUAAUUUCCCAUACAAGCACCCAACUGGUAUAUCAAUAUUACUGAAGCACGCAUCAAAGCAGUGCAUUGAUCUCAUUACCAAACUUUGUACUUAUGAUCCAGAAGAAAGACCAAGUGCUAAAGAAACUUUACGGCAUCCUUAUUUUAAAGAAUUAAGGGAGGCAGAAAGAAGGUCCAAGCUACGUUUGAAGUCAGAUGUCAUGCAACCAGAGUUAUCAAUGAAACAGCAGCAGCAUCAACAUAAGCAUUACAAGCAAGGGAGAGGGAAACAAAGAGAAAGAGAUGAGUUUGUUCCAGUAAAACAGAGACAAUACUACAUACCAGUCCUAGCUAGUCAGGCCCAGGGCCCUCCUCCUGGAGUCCAUGGCUCCAUGAUGAGUAGUCUGACUCUGCCACAGUUACCCAAACCACCUCAGCUCCAGGUUAAAGGAGAGCAGCAAGUCCUCCAUGGAGUCAAUAGUGGCCUAAGCACUGGACUACCGUCAUUAGCUCAAUCUAUGAAAGCCGGCCCAUCUCAUAUAGCCAGGCAUCAGCAACCCCAUAUCUCACCCUUCCCUUCUUUACUAGCUAGUACUAAUCCUUCAGCAAAGUCAAAUACAAUGUUUCCAACUGGAAGACAUCAUCAGAUUGGUCCCACUCACCUCCCUUCUCUCGGCAAACCCUAUUAUGUACAGAGAACCAAUCAAUAGGAUAUAAUUAUACACUAUUACAAGAUUUAAAAUUAUAUUAUUAUUAUCACAUAAAACUCUUCCUCCUCCUCUUAUUAUUAUUAUUAUUAUUAUUAUUAUAAUCGUCUUAUAUCAACUGAUUCACAGUGA
This is a messenger RNA of Amphimedon queenslandica, 1663 nucleotides long. Its product is annotated as MAPK/MAK/MRK overlapping kinase-like. Lineage: Eukaryota; Metazoa; Porifera; Demospongiae; Haplosclerida; Niphatidae. Gene Ontology annotation, molecular function: ATP binding; protein kinase activity. The record is from RefSeq and is a predicted model, not a curated record. The coding region runs from base 110 to 1534 and encodes 474 amino acids. The transcript is spliced from 14 exons. Gene Ontology annotation, biological process: protein phosphorylation.